Messenger RNA from Spodoptera littoralis (African cotton leafworm), 360 nucleotides. Lineage: Eukaryota; Metazoa; Arthropoda; Insecta; Lepidoptera; Noctuidae. The record is from the annotation of a GenBank genome assembly.
AUGGAAAUGCAGGCGCAGUAUACAUACAGGCGCGCGGCCUGCACCGGCCAGUCGCCGUCAAGUCCUGCCAGUGGCCACCAGUCACUGCCACUCCCUGCCACUCACUGCCGCCAUGUGGCGCCCCCUGCACGUGCUGCUACUGCUGCCCGCGCUGCUGCUGCUCUGGAGUACCUCGGCGGAGGCGGGCCCACUGUUCGAGUCACUGAGUCUCCUUCCGAGUGCUGGCAACGUGUCGGAGCACCUGCAGCACCAGCUGGCCGCGCUGGACCUGCUCGCCGGCCUCGCCAGCCUCGCCGCCGACACCGCCGGCGCCGGCUAACAGCACUUAGUGGACAGGUGUACCUGCGGGCGGGCGCGUGA